AUGAGCUCACAAGACAUUCACCCUGGAUACUCCCAUGCGGAUGCCUUUGACGAAGGCUUCCUCCCGGUAGGAUCUAUCCAUAAAAUCCAUUACGAACAGUAUGGGAAGAAAGACGGCAAGCCAGUAAUCUUCCUCCAUGGAGGACCCGGCGGACACUGUACCAAGGGAAAUACCACCUUCUUCAACCCUGAUGUAUACCGUGUCGUCCUGUUCGACCAGCGUGGUUCCGGGAAGUCUCUCCCAAACUCCGAAAUGCGUGAGAACACGACUCACCAUCUCGUCGAAGAUAUUGAAGCUCUCCGCAAGCACCUCGGUGUCGAGAAGUGGCACAUGGUAUUCGGGGGUUCCUGGGGUUCGACCUUGUCCUUAGUAUACGCGCAGGCCCACCCUGAAGCCGUUGGCUCUCUCGUCCUUCGAGGCAUCUUCACCUUCCGGAGGGAAGAGCUUGAGUGGUCUCGACAUAUCGUUGCUGGUCGUCUGUACCCCGACGCGUACGAGGAAUUUGUUAACUUCCUCCCUGAGAAGGACAGAGAGGACGUUGUGGCCGCAUACUACAAGCUUAUACAGUCUGAUGACAAGCAGACACGCAUCACAGCCUCCAGAGCAUGGAACAAGUGGGAGUUGUCUAUCAGUGAACUGCGUCAGAAUCCUCAGAGCCUGAGCAAGUUGGAUGAUGAGGACUGGACGCUAGCACAUGCUACAAUGGAACUCCACUAUGCUGUGAAUGAUGCUUGGAUUGAACACGGUUCAUUGUUGAAGAAAGAGAAGAUCGACCUAAUCAGACACAUCCCCAGGCGUUACGAUAUUGUAUGCCCACCUCAGACGGCCUAUGAACUGCACAAGGCAUUCCCUGAGUCUCGGCUGUUUUGGAUUGCGGAUGCCGGACAUAGCGCAAUGGAACCCGGAACGCGCAGUAAAUUGACUGAGACUUGUGACGACUAUGCUUCUCUAUGA
Microsporum canis CBS 113480 is the source of this 954-nucleotide messenger RNA. RefSeq names its product proline iminopeptidase. Gene Ontology annotation, cellular component: cytoplasm. The transcript is spliced from 4 exons. Gene Ontology annotation, molecular function: aminopeptidase activity. Gene Ontology annotation, biological process: proteolysis. The record is from RefSeq and is a predicted model, not a curated record. The coding region runs from base 1 to 954 and encodes 317 amino acids. NCBI's taxonomy places the organism in Eukaryota, Fungi, Ascomycota, Eurotiomycetes, Onygenales, Arthrodermataceae.